Messenger RNA from Zingiber officinale, 3211 nucleotides. RefSeq names its product cation-chloride cotransporter 1-like. Gene Ontology annotation, molecular function: chloride:monoatomic cation symporter activity. The transcript is spliced from 14 exons. The record is from RefSeq and is a predicted model, not a curated record. Bases 182 to 3139 code for a protein of 985 amino acids. Gene Ontology annotation, biological process: transmembrane transport; monoatomic ion transport. NCBI's taxonomy places the organism in Eukaryota, Viridiplantae, Streptophyta, Magnoliopsida, Zingiberales, Zingiberaceae. Gene Ontology annotation, cellular component: membrane.
ACGCGCAGGCCUCUGCUCUUUCUCCCCGCCGGUGCUCCGGCCGAUCCUCGCCAUCUACAGUUUCGACAAGGCAACGACAGUUCUUGGGAGGGAGCGAUCCGGGUUAAGGAACCUCCAGUUCGGUCGAGAUCCGACCCACAGUUCAGUCAAGAGUCUGCUAAACUAUUUUUCAGUAUAGUUGAUGAUGGGCAAUGGUGAAAUUGAAAGUGCAGAUGACGAAAUGUCUUCAAUGGGUGGACAAAAUCAUAGACCUAUGGUUUCUCAUGAAGGAUCUGAUGUCCAAAUGCUGUCUAUGGAGUCUAGAUUGUCCCCAGAGAUACCACUGAAGCCAAUUAGGAUACCAUCAAAAUCAGUGAUUUUUCCCAACACAAUGGAAGGUUUCUCUCAUGGUCAUGAUGGGUCUAACACUGUCCAGAGGGAAUCAAAGUUGGAACUAUUUGGUUUUGAUUCUCUUGUUAAUAUACUGGGACUCAAACGUAUGACAGGGGAACAUGUUCAAACACCCUCAUGCCCAAGAGAUGGUGAGGACAUAUCCAUUGCUCUUGGGAGCCCAGAGGUUGCCAGUUCAAAGCUUGGGACUAUGAUGGGUGUUUUUGUACCUUGCUUUCAGAAUAUCUUGGGAAUCAUAUACUAUAUCCGUUUUACCUGGAUUGUGGGCAUGGCUGGCAUCGGUGAGGGUCUUCUAUUGGUUGCAUUUUGUGGAUCUUGCACUUUCUUAACGACAAUAUCACUAAGUGCCAUUGCAACGAAUGGGGCAAUGAAGGGAGGUGGACCAUAUUAUCUCAUUGGAAGGUCCUUGGGUCCAGAAGUUGGAGUUAGCAUUGGACUAUGCUUCUUCCUUGGCAAUGCAAUUGCUGGUGCUAUGUAUGUCUUGGGAGCUGUGGAGACCUUCUUGGAUGCUGUGCCUGCUGCUGGAUUGUUUAGAGAGACUGUCACACUCAUCACUAACAGCACUGCUGCUGAUGGUACGAUAACUGAAGUAAUGACAACUAUAUCAACUCCAAGUUUGCAUGACCUUCAAGUUUAUGGAGUUAUUGUGACUAUCCUUCUCUGCUUUGUUGUGUUUGGAGGAGUAAAGAUGAUAAACAGGGUAGCUCCAGCUUUCUUGAUUCCUGUACUUUUUUCACUUUCCUGCAUAUUCAUUGGAGCUCUUUCAGGUCCAAAGGGUGAUGGCUCGAGUGGUAUAACUGGAUUGAGAUUAAAAACAUUCAAAGAGAAUUGGAGUUCUGAUUAUCAGUUUACUACAAAUGCCGGAAUACCUGAUCCAGAAGGACCUAUAUACUGGAAUUUCAAUGCAUUGGUGGGUCUAUUCUUUCCAGCUGUAACAGGAAUCAUGGCUGGUUCAAACCGAUCUGCAUCUUUGAAGGAUACACAGCGCUCUAUACCAAUUGGAACACUUUCUGCAACACUUAUUACCUCCUUUUUAUAUUUUAUAUCAGUUAUAUUAUUUGGAUCCUUGGCCACUAGAGAAGAGCUACUGACAAAUCGGCUUCUUACUGCUGAAGUUGCUUGGCCCUUUCCAGCGAUUAUAUAUGCUGGGAUUGUUCUCUCUACUUUAGGUGCAGCGCUUCAGAGUUUGACAGGUGCACCGCGCUUGCUCGCAGCAAUAGCGAACGAUGACAUUCUCCCAGUUCUUAAAUAUUUCAUGGCCACAGAAGGAGAACCGCAUUUGGCAACUCUCUUUACUGCCUUUGUUUGUAUCUGCUGUGUUAUAAUUGGAAAUCUGGAUCUGAUAACACCUACUAUAACUAUGUUCUUCCUGCUUUGUUAUGCUGGAGUCAACUUAUCUAGCUUCCUUCUUGACCUACUUGAUGCUCCUAGCUGGCGCCCUAGAUGGAAAUUUCACCAUUGGAGUCUGUCACUUCUUGGAGCAUCUCUUUGCAUUGUGAUCAUGUUCCUGAUCUCCUGGUUAUUCACUGUGGUGUCUCUGGCCCUUGCUAGCCUGAUAUAUUAUUAUGUGAGCAAAAAAGGUAAGGCUGGAGACUGGGGGGAUGGAUUUAAGAGUGCCUAUUUUCAACUAGCCUUGCGUAGCCUUCGAUCACUGGGAGCAAACCAGGUACACCCUAAAAAUUGGUACCCUAUCCCGCUCAUAUUCUGCAGACCGUGGGGAAAACUACCUGAAAAUGUUCCUUGUCACCCAAAACUAGCAGAUUUCGCAAACUGCAUGAAGAAAAAGGGUCGAGGGAUGUCAAUCUUUGUCUCAAUUAUUGAUGGUGACUAUCAUGAAUUGGCAGAGGAUGCCAAGACCAUCAGCCGUCAGCUGAGCACCUACAUCAACUACAAACGCUGUGAAGGAGUAGCUGAGAUUAUAGUUGCUCCAACAAUGUCUGACGGCUUUCGUGGUAUUGUCCAGACAAUGGGACUAGGCAACCUUAAACCCAAUAUUAUAGUUAUGCGAUACCCGGAGAUAUGGCGCCGGGAGAACCUCUUCCAGAUUCCAUCUACUUUCGUCAGCAUCAUCAAUGAUUGCAUUAUCGCCAACAAAGCAGUUGUAAUUGUCAAGGGCCUCGACGAAUGGCCGGGUGAAUAUCAAAGACAAUUUGGCACGAUUGACCUUUACUGGAUCGUGAGAGAUGGGGGACUCAUGCUUCUCUUAUCCCAGCUCCUCCUGACAAAAGAAAGUUUUGAGGGUUGCAAGAUUCAAGUCUUUUGCAUUGCCGAAGAGGACACAGAAGCUGAAGUUCUCAUGGCCGAUGUUAAGAAGUUCCUUUACGACCUCCGCAUGCAAGCUGAGGUAAUUGUUAUACCAAUGAAAUCAUGGGAGUCAGAUUCUAACCAUGAAGGUCAACAAGAUGAGUCGAUGGAGGCAUUUACGGGCGCACAACGCCGAAUUGCAAAGUACCUUUCUGACAUGAAGGACGCUGCCAAAAGUGAAGGAAGGCCCUUGAUGGCUGAUGGGAAGCCAGUAAUUGUAAACGAGCAACAGGUCGAUAAGUUCCUUUAUACGACUCUGAAGUUAAAUUCGACGAUCCUUGGAUACUCACGAAUGGCAGCUGUCGUGUUGGUCAGCCUCCCUCCACCCCCUCUAAAUCACCCAGCGUAUUUCUACAUGGAGUAUAUGGAUCUCUUAGUUGAGAAUGUGCCAAGGAUGUUGAUAGUUAAGGGAUAUAGGAGAGAUGUUGUUACCCUGUUCACAUAAUUGUAAUUGCCUUUUUGUCUCGAUUUUCAAUUUUCAUUAAACUCCUAAUUAUUUCAUUGAUUCUUUUUUGGA